Lachancea fermentati is the source of this 2232-nucleotide messenger RNA. The record is from the annotation of a GenBank genome assembly. NCBI's taxonomy places the organism in Eukaryota, Fungi, Ascomycota, Saccharomycetes, Saccharomycetales, Saccharomycetaceae.
AUGUCUAGGAGCAGGAGUAACAAGCAGAAACAGAACGUCACGUUCGCGUGUCGCAGCUGCCGGCAGCGCAAGCGCAAGUGCAGCCGGGAGAAACCGGUGUGCCAGCGGUGCUCACGGCUGGGCAUCACGUGCGUGUACGAGCUGCCUCCUAAGCAUCUAAUCAAGUCGGUCAAGGACGGUAACGGCGGCGGCGGCGUCGCCGGCUGCGCCGGCUCGCCGCCCUCGAUGCGCUGGCACUUCCAGACCGGUGUCGAUCUCGGGCUUCACGUCGAGAAGGACCCGUUCUUGCUCGAGUUCCUUUCGUCCGCCAUCGCGUGCGGGCCCACGCUCGCCAGGUGCCACCACACGCAGUGUGUCGACCCUAAUUGCGGUCGGUGGUGGUUCAGCCUGAUGCUCGAGGGCCACACCUUGCUGGACGACGUGAGGAACAACACUGUGGUUCCCUCGCGUACGGGACGCCUUCCAUUUGGCGGCGACCCGCUCGUGGGGCCCGAGGUUUUCAGCCACAUGUGCUCCGAGCUCAUUCAUGAAAUUCAGCAAGUGUUGCCGUCGCUCGAUGCGAUGCAGGCGAUGAAAAUCGAGUUUUACGAACACAUGUACGUGGUUAAGCCUGCACUCAACAUACCUCGCUUUGAGCGCGCGAUAGAGCUUCUCGUGGUACCGCGGCCUGAUAAUGCAGGCGUGUUUGUACGACGCUCCAUGAACCACCAGCGUAUGGAGCUCAUCCAGCUCGCCAUCCUCCUGUUGAUUCUCAGAAUGGGCUUCAUGUCCAUGGUCCUUUACAACGAGAAAUACGAGCGCGAUCCUGCCAAGAAAAAGCAGGUGGCCUCUUGGCUAAACGCCCACGCGAUCCCUCGCGAUGUCCUAUUUUUAGUGAAACGCACUUUGGAGUUGUUGCGUAUCUAUGAUACGCCCACUGAGGAGGCGCUCUGCUGUCUGUUGUACCUGCGUACCGCUAUGUGUCUCGAAGACUCGGACAUUUACAAGUUUCUCGGCGUCAAGAACGCAGAGCUGGUUGAAGCCAUGACCUAUGUAGCGACACGCAUGAAUCUCUUUUCCAACGUUUUACAAAAAGUCCCCGGAAUGACUGUCCAGGAAAGAUUGUACAGGAGAAAGUUGUGGCUUUGCGUGUGUUCGGCGAACAUGCACGAGCACACGUUUAGAGGCGGCUACACGUAUGUACGAGCAGAGCAGAUCCUAAGGUUUUUCGACAACUACAGAGUGUUUGACGACUACCAAGCCAUUUCUCAAGAAUCUCUCACAUCAGAAGAUCACAUUGAGCUGGAUUACCACAUUUUCCUUUUGAAAAACCAUCAAUUUACUGAAGUGCUAUGCGAUAUUGAAGAAGAAACCGUUCCAGAUCAAGAGCUUUUGCCGAAGAAAAUUGCAGAGAAUGACAGACUUGGUAAUUUUUUCCAAGAUGUGUUCCCAGAUUCAGAACCAUCCGCUCAGCAAGAAAAUCUUGACAUGGUCUUACACAUCAAUUGCAAGAAUUUUCGCAUUCCCGUGAUGAUAUGUCGACUUAGACAUUUGGCCCAAUUUCAAACAAAAUUCAAUUUAUUGAUAAAGCAGAUGUCCAAUGCAUCCCUAUUGAUGUUCUACUUCGAGAAAGAUUAUCAAGCAACGGAGUCCCCGCAAAGUUUACUAAACUUCGAGCGUUAUUUGCUGGAAAGCAUUGAGUAUGUCACACAGAUACUUGUAAGUUGUGUCGAUUAUAGCUCGGGCAACAUUUCACUUCUAAUUCCACCCAAUAUGAGGUUCAUCUUGACAGACGCGCUUUGUCCGAUAUACAAUAGGAGCGCACUUACCCUUUUCGGCGUGGUCUUGCGUUUUCAGUAUCUUCAGCAAACUUUCGCCCGCCAGGGACGCAUGAAUGUUUUGCCAGUCCUUGGGGAGAUUUUAGACCGCUUGUGCAUUUAUCUUCAAACUGCAGAAAGAUGCAUGGCUGCCGAAACACUCCCGCCAAGGGCUCUCGGAAUCGCUCAAAGUUUUUUGAAUUUGAUCAAAUAUGACGACUUGUUCGAUUCCAUCCGAGAGUAUAGCUCACUUUCGGAGGAUGUUUCUUCAAAAUGCCGCGAAAUUAUAGACUUCUGUCCUCCAGGCUAUCUUGAGCGUAAUAGUGCCGCAAUUAAACAAGUGAGCCAAGAAACUUUGAAUCAAUUCCUCCAAGUCUUGAACUCAGCUUCUUUCGUCAAUAGUAGCUAUAUUUCUGUACAAAAUUUCAAAAGUUGA